This is a messenger RNA of Paramecium octaurelia, 1914 nucleotides long. NCBI's taxonomy places the organism in Eukaryota, Ciliophora, Oligohymenophorea, Peniculida, Parameciidae. The record is from the annotation of a GenBank genome assembly.
AUUAACGAUUCAAUGAAAUAAUUACCAAAAGGUGAUAUACCUAUAAAUCCCCUUACAGAUUAAUCUGUUGAUGAAUACAAGUAUCCGCUAUACACUAACUAAAACUUAAUGGAAACUGUUCAAUCUCAUUCAUCCUUCAAACCAUAACUUUACAAACAUUAGGAUCUGUAUGAAGAAUUGAUUCGCAAAGCCGAAACAAGCAAACCAGAACAAAGACAUCUUAAAUGGAGAACAAAUAUCCAUUUAAGAUUAAAUGAGGAAUACAAUGAAUUGCAACAAAAGAAAGAAUUAUUGAAGGUGAAUUAUUAAUAGUUAGAAUUAUAAUAAUGUUCAUUCUAACCAUCGAUCAGUAAUAAGAGUAAGUAAAUUGGAUCCUAUUUUGGCUCUUCUCCUCGUUAUAUGUCACCAAAAUCAUUUUAAACAUAAACAUUCCUCCCCUAAACUAAAGAAAUCAAACAAUCUAGCAGGAAAAGUAAUAAAGAGAACAAUCCAUAAAAUGUAUGGGAUAGGCUAUCAAAAUAAAAAGAAAGUCGUCAAACUCCCCAGUCUUUUCAGUUACAACCACAAUCAACAAGGACUUCUUAAAGGCAUACUCCUGAAAGAGUGGAGGCUGUUAGCAAUCGACUUUACGAAGAAGCUUUUUAACCAAAGAAAUUUAAGUUUAAUUACCAAGAGAUUCUAGUUGCAUCUCCAAAAACUGCGAGUUAAACAUAACGAUCAGAAAAACAUUUAGUUAGACAUUUUGUCAAACAAUUCUAUGAAAGUAUAACUAAUGCCAGAAUUUGGACUUUGGAUCAUUUGGAUGAGAAUCUAAAUAAAAUCGACUUUAAAUUUGAAAUAGAAAAUGAUCUGUGUUUAUUGACAAUAGAUGAACUUGCAAUAACAUUGGAUAAUCUUGGAUUUGCUCCAUAUUAAACUUAUGAUCAUACAAAUCAAGACAAUAUUGUUUUCAGAAUAUUCAGAGUGUUAUAAUGUCCCGAUGAUUUAGACCUCAUAUUGUCUAGAAAUUUAUUAACUUUCCUGUUAGCAAUGCAAGGGUUUCAUGUGGACUUCUAAUUGUUACCUAAAUACAAUAAUAAUUAUAGUAUUCAAUUUCCAAAACAAUACAAAAAUGAUCUGGUUGAAUUUGAAGAUGGGAAUGUAAUUAUUUAGAAUUAAGAAGUAAUAUCCAAAUAGUUUAAUCAAUUAUAUUUAAAUUAUUUAGCAUAUAAAAAACAAAACAAAAAGCUUUAGGAACAAGACCAGAAUUAACAAUUCCAAUCACAAAAUAAAUCUAACUCAUAAACUAAUGAAUUAGCUAAUAAAUAUAGAGCACGAGUACAAUCUUAGAUAACUGAAACUAAGCCAAUCAAUUUGAAUGACUAUGAUCACUAUUAUCAAAUGAAGAAGGAAUAAUUAAAAUAGGAAAUUGAUACUAAUAUCAAAUAGUAAUGUCCUUUUUCACCCAAAAUCAAUUCAACUUAAACUAGCCCCAGGUAUCAUUUGAAUAAGAAGAAAGUACUUUCUCCAAAAAAGGAAGAAACUCCUACAUUCCAACCAAACUUAAAUAAAUCCCAGCUGUCCUCAAUGAAUGAUUUGAUUCCAUUACCUGAAUAAAGAGAAGCUAUUAAGAGAAUGGUGAAAGGGAGAGUUGAAAAAUAAUUGAAUCAGAUAAUCAUUUCUUAAGGAACUUGUUAUUAAAAAAAAAGAAAAAAUAUUGAACAAUAACUUUAUCAGGAAGAGAUAAGCAAAUUAAUUUAAUAACCAAUAAUGUAUAUCAACGUAGCCUUAGAGAACAAUGCUACCAAAAAGAUAGCAAUUUACCCAGGAGAUCAACCAAGAAAAUUAGCAGAGAAGUUUAUCAAAGAUAAUAGACUCGACCCUAAUUUAGUAAAUUAGUUAACUUAACUUCUUGAAGAAUAGUUACUUAUUUGA